This is a messenger RNA of Lasiosphaeria miniovina, 1230 nucleotides long. RefSeq lists its product as uncharacterized. The transcript has 3 exons. The coding region runs from base 1 to 1230 and encodes 409 amino acids. The record is from RefSeq and is a predicted model, not a curated record. Lineage: Eukaryota; Fungi; Ascomycota; Sordariomycetes; Sordariales; Lasiosphaeriaceae.
AUGGCCGACAACAUGUGCGGCCCGUCCAGCGGCGCCAAGUCACUUGUUGCGCAUGCCGAGCGCGACCGCACUCUCCACCAAGACCGCCUCGCCAACGGCCCCAACGUCGGUGCCGGUGCUUCUUUCCGAUCCCAGAUGCAGCACUCUGGUGCCGCCGACAUGGCCUUUGAGGGUUUCCAGCAGGGUAGACCCAUGGACCCUGUCCACUCCAUGUCCCCGGUUGUCAAAUUUAACCCGCAGUCGCCCAUGAACAUUGCUAGCUUUGCCACCGGAGCUUAUGGCAACCACCUGAGCGGUGCGCCUGCCGUCUUUGGUGCCGGCCCGGCCGGCCAUUUCAAGCCCUUCCCGGCCCCGGACGGCGCCCCCCAGGAGUGGCUCGACCAGUUUGCCAACAUGCACGUCGUUGACACAGCCCACAAUGGUCCCGCUAUGACCAACCAGCCGAUGGCCAUGAUGAUGCCAGGACCCGUCGAUCACAACCAGCUUGCCGUCGGUCUCCAGCAGAACCUCAUGAUGGCCCGUCCGUACGGCGCUCCGCCCAUGUUUGGAACCCCCAUCUCCGCGUUUUCCCACGGCUUCCAGACUGCGGACGUGAACGGAACCGCCAAGGUCGCCGAGGCCAGCUUCGUGGGCGGAGAGUCGAACAUCGAUGUCGAGGCUUUUAACCGUGCCUUUGGCGAGUAUGACGAGGCUGAGUUCGAGCGCGAGCUGACUAACUGGAAGGAGGAGCAGGCUAUUGCUGAUAGAGAGUUUAUCGAGGCCCAGGAUGAGUGGAUGGCCGAGCAUGGCCCCAAGGCCGAGGCUCGCACAGUCCAGCCUCCCACCUUGGAGGAGAUGGCAGUCAUUAAUACAGAUCUCGAGAUUCUUGCCCAGGAGCUCGAGGAGAACCAGGCUGACAUCCGCCGCCACCGCGAUGAUGACGAUCUCGCCCAGGCUGCUGUCGAUAUUCUCAACUCGGUUGCUGGAAACGAGUCGGAGAAAUUCAAAAACUCCAACUUUUUUCAGCUCAUGCGCCGCAUUGGUAACAAGGAAAUUGUGGUCGAGGGCCCUAACCUCAUUGACGCCGUGACUGGCGAGACCAUCGUCCCCAAUAAGGACACCGCCCAGAGCGGUCUGCUUGCUAGCCAGGAUUCGGGCACCGACAGCAUUUCUACUCCUACUUCGACCGGCGACAAGGCCGACGGCCAGAGCGGCGAUGCCGACCACAACCUGCACCAUGCUGUGGCCUGA